Molecule: messenger RNA, 1020 nt
Organism: Scedosporium apiospermum
Lineage: Eukaryota; Fungi; Ascomycota; Sordariomycetes; Microascales; Microascaceae
Exons: 4
Coding region: 1-1020 (339 amino acids)
Biological process (GO): translation
Cellular component (GO): ribosome; cytosolic large ribosomal subunit
Molecular function (GO): RNA binding; structural constituent of ribosome
Source: RefSeq, a predicted model, not a curated record
AUGUCGGCACUACGGGAAGGGUCUCGGGUGGCCCGCCACAUAUCCAAUUGCCGUUCGACAUUGCCAUUGGCGUCGAAAUACGCCAGGAGAUUCGCAACAUCUGCGGCCUCGUCCUCGGUUGAUGCUAAUCUGGCUGAGCUCGAAACUAGCACGACGACGCUUCCACCGCCGGAUGAAAAGAUAAUCCAGGCCUUUAACUCGGAAAGCCGUGCCGGACGUCGGCUGCCGGGAAAUAGGUAUCAAUAUCAUCCGCCCAAGUACGAUCGUGGUCCGCUCCACCCCAUACAAUCUCCCGCACGAUCCGACCCCGUCGCUCGAAACUUCAUGCCCGGUCCUUUCAACCUGCCCCGUCUGAAGCAGACCUACGACCACACCAUCUCGUCCGACCUCCUUACCCUCGCCUAUCUCCACAAGCCUCCCGGCACUCCUAAGGCCCCCGAGCGAGAGCGUCUACGAAAGUGGGUUGGUGACUCGCCAUACUUCGAGAACCGACCGCUGCGUGGUCCCCGAGGAUCGUCGAAUCUUCCUCUCCUCGAGAAGGACAUUACCUUCAACAACAUCCCUCAGAUUCACGCCGUGCAUAUGAACUGCUUCGUACCCAAGGCUAUCAAGGAUUAUGAUCAGCUUUACGUUGCCCGAGCGGUAAUUCAGUCCAUCAGCGGACGCAUCCCGAGGGUGACGUGGAUCAAAACCGGUGUCGCCCAGUGGAAGACCCAAAAUGGUGACAAUUCUGGCUGCAAGGUGACCAUAUUCGGUGACCAAGCCAUCGAGUUUGUUGAUAAGCUUAUCAACUUGGUGUUCCCUAAAAUCAAGGAUUGGCCUGGUCUUACUGCCGGUUUUGAUGGCAGCGGCAACCUCAGUUUCGGUUUUGGCCCGACAGAAAUGGCCCUGUUCCCUGAGAUCGAGUAUAACUUUGAUAGCUUGCCUGGCUGCCACUUUAUUUUGGAGACAACUGCUACCUCGGAUCGCCAGGCGCAGUUGCUUCUACGUGCCCUCGGUAUCCCUUUCAAGAGCGAGUAA